AUGGCUGGAUUCCAGAAAUGGGCCGAUGUGGCAACGAUGAAAGGUGAAUUAAACUACCAGCCACCGCCGCCAGCAUUGUCAUCGCCGUCCCCGAAGAUCCUCCCAACUCUGGAAACAAAAAGCGACGACACAGUCACGCUGCCUUUGGGUGCACUUCAAGGACUCACAAUCGUUUCCUCCGUUUCACUGGUAUCGUUUUUCGCAUGCGUGGGAUUGUUGAUAUACCUCAGCUGGAAAUUAAUAUCUUGGAACCUCCGCCCUUUCCCACCAAAUACACCGAACCAACAAUACCCGCCCAUCCCGGAGCACCGUUCGCAAACCACGCUCGAGUAUGGAGGGAGAAAUUUACCGGCGGAACAUCUGUGUCCCCAGAUGGACCGCUACGACGAUGAAGCCGGGGACGCCGUCGAGAGAUCCCCAAAGGGUGUCAGGCUUUUCAUCGAGCGCUUGAGGAGGGAGCCUCCGAAUCAGUUCCUCAUCCUCAUCUACAACCUUUUGCUGGCUGAUAUCCAGCAGUCUUUGGCUUUCAUACUAAGCAUCCACUGGGUCACCCAGGGGACCGUCGACGGACAGGGCAGUAUAUGUUGGGCGCAGGGCUGGUUUCUCACCAUUGGUGAUCUGGGAUCCAGCCUGAUGAUAACUGUCAUCGCGCUUCAUACUUACCUCGGCGUCGUCAAGAACUACCGACCGACCACCUGGGUAUUCUACAGCGUCCUUGUUGGUUUGUGGCUGUUCAAUUACGCAUUCGCUAUGGCGGGGUUUUUCAUGACGUGGCGAACCGACACGCCGCUAUUUGCACCGGUGGGGGCUUGGUGUGGUCUCAACCCUGACCGCCCAGCUAUCCGAUUAUAUCUCCACUAUCUUUGGACUUCUCUCUCCAUCUUAGUGAUCACGGUCGUAUACAUCUAUAUAUACAUAUACCUCCGACGAAGCAAAGUCCGGAGUAGCAAUGGUCACCAUUACCCAUACGGGCCCUAUCAUAGGAUGCAACCACGACCCAAGACACCCUCCCCCGCCAAACAGAGAUCCAGAAACAUCCCAGCCAUCCUGUCGAAUCCAUCCAUCAUCCACCCUCCAUCCCAAAACACCCCGGACGACGACGGCACCACAGUCGCCACCAACCCGACAACAAACGUCUUGAAAGCCCCCGCCGCCGCCGCCGCCGCCGGAUCAAACAGCCGUCACCCAGCCUUUCUGCUGUAUGCUCUCAUUUAUAUACUCUGCACGGCGCCGCUAUCCAUCUGCCGCGUGGCGGGGCGAGCGAGCGCCGACGUGCCACUCGGCUACCUGUGCUUCGCCGGCGUGAUGCUCGGGUCGGCGGGGUUCCUGGACACUCUGCUGUACGCGACCACGCGGCGGUCCAUAAUUUUUUCCGGCGAGAAGCCGCCGACGCAGGACACUGGCAUCAACACGUUUGCGUUUGUGCGGACGCCGCCGGGGAGGAAGUUUGGCAACGUCGUGUUUGUGCGAGGGGGAGAGGCGGACGAGGAGAUGGGGCUUGGAGGUGCAGAUGGUAAUGGUGUCGGUAACGGUAGCAGUAAUAAUAACAGCAACAGCAGCAGCAGCAAUGAUACCUUGCAAGGCCAAAGGCGGGUCGAGGUCAGCGAGACGAAGCAAAAGGCUACCUCUGGUGGGGUCAGCGGGAUUUUGCACAUGAUGAGCCCUGACAGGAGGGAACAGAGGAGGAAGAAGAAGGAUAAUCACCACCUCAGGGUCUCGGGGAUGGAAACUACUGGGUUGAGGAUACAAUGCGAGACGGUCAUGAGCGUCUCGGUCGAGAUGGACCCAGACAUGAUGAACAGGUCACAGGCGAGCUUGACGAGCGAGUUUUCAGCGGCCGACACGGCAUGCGGGCAGGCGAGAACGCCACACCCGUGA
Pyricularia grisea is the source of this 1878-nucleotide messenger RNA. RefSeq lists its product as uncharacterized. Gene Ontology annotation, molecular function: G protein-coupled receptor activity. The record is from RefSeq and is a predicted model, not a curated record. Gene Ontology annotation, cellular component: plasma membrane. The transcript is spliced from 2 exons. Lineage: Eukaryota; Fungi; Ascomycota; Sordariomycetes; Magnaporthales; Pyriculariaceae. Gene Ontology annotation, biological process: adenylate cyclase-activating G protein-coupled receptor signaling pathway. The coding region runs from base 1 to 1878 and encodes 625 amino acids.